Ananas comosus (pineapple) is the source of this 1295-nucleotide messenger RNA. RefSeq lists its product as uncharacterized. NCBI's taxonomy places the organism in Eukaryota, Viridiplantae, Streptophyta, Magnoliopsida, Poales, Bromeliaceae. The record is from RefSeq and is a predicted model, not a curated record. The transcript is spliced from 3 exons. The coding region runs from base 429 to 1082 and encodes 217 amino acids.
GCGCCUUCAGCGACAUAUGCCGCAGCGGGCGUAUGUUUUCACCCAUCAAGAUCCGGCGCCGUCGGCACCGCCUCAUCGCUCCUCGCCUACCACGACCCGAAGCGUCGCUCCUCGCCAAUCGCCGCACCGAGGCGCGCUCCAAGGCCGCCCGCGUCGCUCCUCGUCGACCACAACCCAAGGCGUCACCUCCGAGGCCGCCCGCAUUACUCCAAAGCCGCCCCGCGCGCUGGCUCGCCUUCGACUCCGAGGCCAUCCGCGUCGUCCCGAAGUUAUCCGCGACGGCGGUGACUCCGACGCCACCCAAAGCUGCUGUCGCCACCGCUCCCAAGUCUCGCGCUCCAAGGCCGCCCGCAUCUCUUUAAGGCGGCCUGCAUCGUCCCAAAGCCGAUCCUCGUCGCUCCUCGCCGAUCCCAGACGCGCCCUGAGACAUGCUCCGAGGCUAUCCACGUCGUCCCGAAGUCAUCCUCGACGGCGUUGAUUCCGACGCCACCCAGAGCUGCUGUCGCNGCCAUCGCUCCCAAGCCGCGCGCUCCAAAGCCGCCAACGUUGAAGCCGCCCGCUCCGAGGCUGUCCGCCCCGAGGCUACCCAAGUUCCCGUCGGACUUGGUAAUGUAUCGCUGCUUCCCCCUUCUCUGUCUGCUCCGAGAUCGCGACGUCGCCUUCUCCGAUCACAAGGAGAUCCUGAAGCAAAAUUACUGCGUGUUCCCUCCACCCGCCACCUGUUCGACCAAAUGCCUCACCAAGCCUCACCGCCGUCGAGCGCAGGCCGAGCUGCACCGCCAUCGAGCGAAGGCCGAGCCGCAUUCCUGUCAAGCCUGAGGAGGCCCACUCCUCGGCCGAGCCUCAUUAUCGUCGAGCUCGGCCUCCCUUGUCUGCUCCGAAUCGCGCCACCGCCGGGCCGCACCGUCGUCGACCGUAGGCCGAGCCCGGGGAGGUCCGCUCAGCAGUCUAGCUGCGCCGCCGUCGAUCUUGUUCCAACGCCCCGAGACAUGCUCCGAAGCCGAGCCGCACCGAUCGUCAACCCCCCGAACACCGUCGCCAUCCACCUGUGCAAGAUGGUGCUAUUCGAGCAUCUACGGUGAACGUGGCGGGACGGCGAUAUCUAUCCGGAGUUGACGCCCGACGACCUCGUCACAACCGUAAAGACUGUGUGGCUCAAGCCACGCCCAUCAACCAUUCGGCGAAAUACUUCAACGGCGAGUCCAAUUUGCAUAAAAAGAGAGAGAGCGGUGCUCUUCUCUUUAUAAAAAAAAUGUGUUAUUAAAAGAGAGAGAGCGGUGCUCUCCUCUAAAAAG